UGCAACGCGCGCCGCCGUCCCGGCCGCGGGCAGACAGUAGGACGGCGACGGCACUGAGAGUCGGUGAACACGGCGCGAAGAGCGCGCUCGCCGCACCGUGACAUGUAGCGCGGCCGACGCGCCGCAGCCCUGCGAGACCACCGCCGGUGGCGGCGCGCCGAUGCGCCUGCCGUCCGGCCCGACGCCCGCGCCGCGAUAUCUCGACCGAUACGCACCACAACCUCACGAUCACCAGUGUCGCUUUCACUGUUUCACCUGAAGCGAGCCCUUCAGCCCGUCUGUAUUGACGACCGUCGGAUGGAACCCGGAGUGCGCCGAUUCGCAUCAAGGUUAGACGAAUAUUUGAAUGUGAGUGUUUGUGCGCCGUCCGCCGCCGCCAGCGCGCCAUAGCGCACCCCUGCACUUCAGCUGUACGCGCACGCUACACGUCGUAACACCACAGCGGCGGGAGCUAGCUCAGACAUGGGAAGUGAGCACUAUUGCCUAAGGUGGAACAAUCAUCAGAGCAACCUGCUGGGUGUUUUCAGCCAGUUGCUGCACGACGAAAGUUUGGUGGACGUCACUCUCGCUUGCUCGGAAGGCGCCUCCAUUAGGGCUCACAAGGUAGUUUUAUCCGCGUGUUCGUCAUACUUCCGCUCGCUGUUCGUGGACCACCCCUCACGGCACCCCAUAGUGAUCCUCAAAGACGUAGGCUUGGAGGAACUUCGCACCCUCGUCGACUUCAUGUACAAGGGUGAAGUGAACGUCCAGUAUUGCCAACUGCCAGCUCUACUAAAAACCGCUGAGAGCCUCCAGGUCAAAGGAUUAGCCGAAAUGACAACCCUAAGUGCUGCAGGAAUAGACGCCAGAAACGUUUCAGAACCAAUGGAAGAGUGCCAAUCCCAAGACACCAGAGAGUGUCAAGAGCCGCACGAGAGGUUAGAGAAUAGGGAACCCAGAGAAAUAAAGGAAGAAAGGCGGGAAGUGAAAGAGCCGCGAGAGACUCGUGACAGAGAAAGCAAAGACGUUCGCGAAGCAAGAGAAAGUCAUACGCGCGAAAGCCGCGAGACGAGAGACUCGCGAGAACCCAGAGACCGUAGUUCCUUAGACCUACGAGAGUCCACAUUGCGAGACAUCAGAGAAGCAAGAGAAUCCCGAGACAUAAGAGAUCACAGGGAAUCUCGUGAACCUAGAGACCUUCGUGAGCCCCGAGACUUGAGGGAUGCGAGGGAUUUGCGGGACACCCGGGAAUCACGUGACCCCAGGGAGGUCCCCGAAGCUUCUCCCCCUCGAAUAUCCCCGUUACUCUCCGUGCGGCGGUUUAGAACAGAAACUUCAAAUGAGACACCUACAACUACGCAUCCUCCCUUACCUAAGGACGAGCCACCCGACGAGCCGAUGCGGUCGUCGUCCCCGGAGGAAGAUGCAGUGUCAAUAAGAUCUAAUGGCGCUCAAAGUGAUACCAUUGGUAUCAAUAUGACCAUAAACAGUCACAGUAGUGGUAUUCUUGGCCCGCGGUAUUCUCCGGUGGAGCAACGGCUAAGCGUGUUGAACGCUAUGCCACACCCGGGUCUUCCCCAUCCGCACCCUGCACUGUCGAGCCCCAGGAGUGAGCCCAUCGCUGGACCUUCUGGCCUGCCUCCGGUGCAACAAGUACCUCUAUCUUUGAAAAAAGAAAUAGACUGGGACAGAAGUAAUGAAGACAAAGGUGGUGGAGAACCAUCAUCAGAUUACAGGAUACAACAUGAAUCGAUGUGUUUGGAUAUGACCUGCAGCUCGCCAAGCAUUCCAAGCCCCAUUCCUCCUCGUAGCCCGACAGCGCUGCCUCUGUGGUCUCCUUUACUGGCGCUACAAGCGUGUCGCCUGCGCCGCUACCUCAGCGACGAUUGCAUGACGUACCAGAACCGCCACCUGCUCCACUCAGACAGGAGGCGCUGCGGCGUAUGUCUCGCGACAUUCCCCUCCGCCUGGCUACUUGAGCGCCACGCCGCGCUGCAGCACGCGUCGCAAGCUUCCUGCGACGACAAACCGUUCGUCUGUGAACAAUGUGGGCAAAGUUACCGAUACAGAUCCGCGUACGUCAAACAUCGCGAACAAAAUCAUCGCGCCCGACUUCCAGCCGAUAAGCUGUUCACGUGCGACGUUUGCGGCAUGCAAUUCAGAUAUCUCAAGUCGUUCAAGAAACACAGGCUCAACCAUACCCUAGAGAGACUCCACACGAAAAAUACCGACACCCCUGAAAGCUUGGAACCAGUGUCCAGCACUAAUGAGGCUCUUAUAGGCCAAUGUGGGGAGAUGGAUCUGUCCAUGAAAAAGAAGACCAGGGCUGAAGAAACUAGAACUCCUCCCAUUGAGGUCAUUCGAGACGCGGAACAAGAUAGUACAGUGGAUUCAAACGGUCCCACCGAUUCCAUAAUGACCGUGGAUGAUUCUGGUGACAAUAGGAACUCUGAGAAUGACAGUAAAAAAGAUGAUGAUACCACCUCGGAGGAGAGAAGACGUGUGCCCGUGUCGUUCGCCAGCGUCAGCUCGAUGGCGGACAGUUCGGAGAGCGAGUCACGUGGCGAUAGCAGCAAGCACGAAAGUUCGAGCUCGCAUUCGGGUAUUCUCGGGUUCAUGCCGACCGAUGAUAGACAGCGGGACCGCGAGCGGCGCUUCGCGUGCCCAUUCUGUGGGAAAUGCGUGAGGUCGAAAGAGAAUUUGAAGUUGCACGUUCGGAAACAUACAGGCGAGCGUCCAUUCGUGUGCUUAUUCUGCGGGAGGGCGUUCGGAGGCAAGAGCGACCUGACGCGCCACCUGCGUAUUCACACCGGGGAGCGACCGUACCACUGCGAGGCUUGCGGUAAGUGUUUCGCGCGCGCCGACUACCUCUCCAAGCACUUGACCACCCACGUCCACAACGCCCGCUGAUCGACCGCGCCGUCCUCUUUCCAACCUCUAUAGUAAAUAACCGACUCUGACAGCAAAUCGGAAUAUUUUUUAAAAACGUUUUUAAAUUUUACAACUAAAAUAAGCAGGUUUGAUUAAACGUUUACAGGACUGUUUUCUUUUUGAAGUGCUUUAUGUAUAUUCAUAAAAUAAUUUUCGAAAUAAAAACUUUUAUGAUGGAAGAUAAUGACGUGGAAAUAAUAUAGCGUGUGACUUUUUCACAUACUUACCCUAUCUAUAUUUUAUUAUGAGAAACACAUUAUUGUUGCAUUACAGGACGUACCAUGACUUGUAAAAUUAAAUUUUCAAGUAGCAUGGAGUAUUUUUGCUUAAACAAUUAAAUUAGGUUCUUUAAAUUGAGAGAAGUGGCCUCUUUAUGCAUUUCGAAUGAAUCACAGACACCUUUCUCUUUUCUGACUGGAUCACCCUAACAACGAUGUUGAUCAAAGAUCUGGUAUUGCUAGAAAAUGUGUGGCAUUUGGCAUGGAGUCAUUGGUUUAGUUAACCGCUCAAGUAAGCUUAUUUCUUUUACGAUGCUGAUGUUAAUCUUUUGCCAUAUUUUUAUAUGCCCACGUAAUAUUAUUGAUAAGAUUUUUAAAAACUCAUUCCAAUGAAGGGAAAUUAGGAAAUUGGUAGUCGAGACGAUAGAUAAGUAGAAGAAUGCAAAAAGCUGUGAUUUGUAUGAUUAAGACCAGUCAAACAUGUUUUAGAACAUCGAAAAUGUUUUAUGUAAUUUAAUAUAAUUUUAACGUCUAGAUAUACAUAAAUUAUAAUAUAGUUUUAAGAAAUCUCUCUGUGCCAAAAUAUGUACCUCAUAAAAGUAACACGAAGUAGAUAAACUACGAAGGUUAAUUGUACACAUCUUGUUUUAGAUUUCGUUGUUAUGUCUAGUUAACGAUGAUUACAAUAUUCAGUAUGGAUAUUAUCUACGUGUAUAAUUUAUAUUAUAUUCCAGUUAUGUGUCCAAUACCUCUGUAUGUUUUAAUCUAGGCACUUUUUGAAAUUUGUUUGAAGAAGUGAAAAAUACUAGCCCUGUUACUUACCCAGUACAAUAAUAUACCAGCCAGUUUAUCUUUUAAGACUAUCUACUGCCAAUAUUGUGAUACAUUAAAUACACAAACAAUUAAUAACGUAUAUUAAACUUAAAUUACAGAUUUAAAUCUUAAAAUACAAUAUUAGAUUCGCUUAACCAGAACCUAUAUUUUCCCAUUAUUAAUUUCGAAACUGCAUUAAUUUGAAACAAUAUUUAAAAACUCAAUGGGUACAUAUUUCAUAUUUUUGAUAGAAGUAAAUACUUAGGGAUUAAGUACCUAAUUAUAAGGUAAUAUUUGUUGUUGCAAUAAUUUAGAUUACAUUAGCCAUAAAUGAGUCCGUUUGAUAUUCAGUCCUCAUGAAAAUAGAUAAACUAAUGUUGUAUUCGAAUGGAGUUUACUUUUGUAGAGCAACAUUUUGCAAAUUGUAAUAUUCUACAACUUUAGUCACUUGUUGAUAAUAUCAAGCACUGUUCUGUAAAGAUAUGUUACUAAAUAUAAUUCUGUACUAUUUGUUGACGAUGAUAAAGACGUUACUCUACGUUACAAAACAUUAAAAUGACUUUUCGUUGUCUAUUAUUGCUAACUAAUGUUUGAAAAUGUAGCUCUACAAAAGAAACUUCUGUUUCGGUAUACCUUAACGAAGGAUAUUUGGAAUUUACAUAAAAAAUAAAUUGACAUAGACGGGGCGUAUCGAGGUAUAUUUAGAUGCAUAACUAAAGCCGAAGCAAUUUCAAAGCUUGAUAGAGUUGUAAUAUUUUUUGAAUAAACAAAACAAUUGCUAGUCUAGUCUUAGUUCGAUGCUCGAAGUAAAUAAAAUAUUACACUCGGCGCUGGCUAGCCAGUUCCUUUGCUUGAACUUGGCUUGACACGCUGCCGCGUAUCUAGAUACAAUUAGUUUAAUUCCACUUAAAAUGUAUCUCUGCUUAGAAUUUUGUUUUGUUUCUGCUAUUGCAUACGAAAUUGCGGUCUUGUGAAAUCCAUACGACUCCUUAAAACCAAUUUCCAUCUUUUCUGGUAACUAUGGAAAGUGGUGAUUCUUCGUUUACUUACAGGAUUAACAGAUGAGAUCACUUACCGCCCUUAUUCCAAAAAAGAAAAGUUUCACUUGUUAAUUUUUAACGAAAACAUAAACGAGAUCUUGUCCUACUUCGGAAUAUCUUUUACGCCUCAGACCUUAAGUCAGUAGUCCCUUGAGAUGUCAUCUGCCGUCAGUCCUUCCCUGCCGUCCCUCUGAGAGGCCUCCCCAGCAGUGGAGCCGCGGAGACAACACUGAUGGAUCAUGGAGCAUUAGUCCCAAUCAAACAAAUCAAGCGGACUUUGACUCUGUCAAUUAUGUAAUAUAGGAUAAGCGGAUAUACUUAAUCAUUGUUAUAUAGUUUGACUCGAUUCAAUUUGUGGGCCAGUAUUUUUCACGGUGUUUUUAACAUUUUAACUAUAAGCUUUUAAAUAUGUCAUAAUUUCAGAGACAUUUACAAUAUAGUCAAUGCAACGAAAUAACCAGCUACAGGAAACGUUAAACGAAGUUUUAAACAUAGUCUAAUUAUUUAGUUAGUACUGUUAUCAAUAUCAUAGCCGGUUCUAGAUGAGGAUUUAAGAGUUUCUUUUAUACAUAUAACUAAGUUUUAUUGAUUGUUAAAUAGUACGCGUCGUUUCAGUGAAAUAGCGACAAUGCCAGAGGGAUAUAAUAAGUAAUAAUUGUAGGUAGUCGGAAACUUUUAGUAUAAAUGAGAAGCAAUACUCUGAAUAUUAUUUUUUUUCUACACAAAUACUCUAAUUAAAUAUAUGCACGAAGUAAACAUUAAAACUGGUCUCCAUUUUUUUUUCUAUGCAAGAAGUGUUUAAAACACUAUUUUUCUAAUACUUUUAUGGUUUGAUAUUUACUGCAGUUUUUCAUAAAUAAUUUCGUGAAUUUAACGCGGUAAGAUCAGUUUUAAUUUUUACCUCGUAUGAAUUUAUACAAACAGUACCAUCGAAGAUAACAAUGCAAAGAUGCAUUAAAAUGUGUAUAAUGUAGAUAUUUUGCCAAUAUGUCAAAUUUAUAAUAUAAAUAUUAUUCAUAAUUGAUGUUGACUGUUUUUAUAAUUAUAUCAGCGGUAGUUACUUGAUGUUGUGGUGUAAUUUAGUGUCUUAUAGAGUUAAGGUCAUUAACCACUCAAAGUGAGAAUGCUGGGUUUGCUCACUCAUUUACUUAAGAUUGCUAAUUUAAUGGGAGAUUCAGCGAUUAACUUGAUAAAAAUCAGGUUUAUUCCGUGAUCCAUAGUCGAUAUAGGUAAAUAAAUGGCGAAGGGCCGCAGCAAAGCUUUGAGUGGUUCAUUAUUUUGGAUUCUCGUAGCGUUAAAAUUGGUGUGGUAUUCUUUAUAUCUGUUCAUGUAUUAUACAUUUAACUCUAAUAUUACAAAUAAUUUUAAAUCAAAUUUUAAAUUCUGUGAGCACUGCAAAGAUUGUGUAAAUACGCGAGUGCUAACCAGGUGAAAUGUGAUACACUAGGAAUAAAGUAUUUAUUUAAUUUUAUUUUUGGGAGUAAAAAAAAAAACAAUUUAAAAUCUAUUUUGGGUUCGAAUUUUUUAAGUAUUUUUAAUCUUUUAAAACAAUGGACAAUGGAGUAUUUUUGUAUAAUUUUGAUUAUGCGACGUAAAGUUUAACCGUCGACUGUGAAAUCAAAGGGCAUUACCAAUUUAUUAUAACUCGUAUUUUACUUUUGUUCAGGAGGACUUCCACAGUAUAAGGUUUUUGGACUCGCUACGUGAUUGCAUCCUUCUAGGGAUAGGUUUUGUACAAUGACGCACAAUUUUAACCACUUUAUAAAUCGUUUAUAUAUCUCCGUCCAUACAAACAUUGUGUGUCUUAUUUCAAAAUGGUUUUACCGGUUGAUGCCAGUUACUCAGUAGUCUAACAGGUCUUAAGGUUGUCAGGAUAUUUAUUUGUUAUUCAUAUUACAUUAUUUUGGUUUUAAUAGAAAUGUUUGAACAAGAGUAACAAGAAAAUGUUGAUUUUAUUUUAUUUCAUAAUUCAAUAAUGAAUACUCACGUAAGUUUAAAUAAAUAAAUAUUUAUAGAUCUUGGACAGAUAUUAUCUAAACUUCCAGAUCUGAUGCCGCUUUAGGUGUCUGGUACGCUAUGCUGUUUGUGUGACAUGGUUACCUUACACUUAAUUUUAAAUUGUAAAUUAUUAUUGUCAUUAAAUUAUUGGAUACUGUUACAUAUAAACUUAAAACAGUUACAUUACCGUCUAAUGUUGAAACAACAUAUUUUGGUUAUUUUCACAUAUUCUCUACGUAUUAUAAUAAUAGACAAUUUUUUAAUCAACACGCGUGUUACAACUUACAACGAAAGCCUACGUCUUGUGUCCCAGUUCAAUUUAAAACUGAUGCUGUGGGAUGAUGAUUGUAGUCGUAUUUUUUGUGGUGAUUGUAAUGAUUGUGAUAUUACUUUAAGUCAAGAUGGAACGAAGGAACGUAGAAAUGAAGUCUCUCCAUACCAAGCCAACGAUGAUCGAACGUAGAUAGACUGAUUUUCGGGUAGAAGUAAAGUAGGCCAGAUGUUUCGCAGUCAAUAAGUAAUAUUUACGAAUACUAGAUAUUGAUUUAAAACUGUUUUUAAAAGCCAAAACACAAUUUCAAUAGUCUAAUGACAUAAAACAAUAAGAGAGUUUAUUUAAUUUUUAAACAUAACUUAUACAGAAUGUUUUAUAUACCAACCUUAAAUUAUUUUUCAGAUGUAUUGAUUUUUAUACAUCUCCAUAUACAAGAAUAGCGGUAAGUGUAGUUAUCGUAGAUGGGUCUAUUAACCGCGUGGUGCUACAAUGUGUAAUGAUAUGUGAUAGAAACUGUUCUUCAGAGACAUUUUAUUUAUUGAAACUUCCAUAGGUAAUAAAAUAUAGUCACAUUACAUUAUGAUAUAACCAACAACUUCAGCAAUAACUUGGGUUAGGUAUUUAAAUAAGAAUUUGUUUUAUCCAGUAUUUUAAAAGUAUGGUCGGGUGUGUCUCGUAGAAUCCACUGUAACCAAAUAUGUAUGGAAUUAUGUUUGAAAAACGUUUGGGCUAUAGUACCUACAAGUGAUAGUGGCUUUUACGGUAUUACCAUUUAUUUCUAUGAGAUUUAUGUCGACCAAAAACCGUGAGCGGUUGCGUGUUUUUAAGAUUGUAGACUUCUACAAAAUAUAUAUUACUUAUCUAUCUACUUCAUUAUAUUCGUCCAAGUCUUUGAAUUUUAUUAAUAAGGCGUGAACAUUGUGGAUGGUAUAUAAAUGUAACUGUCACCAGAGAUUGCUAGCUAGUAAAAUUACAUUAGUUUUCAACAGUCAUAAUAUCUACAGUGUAAUUUAUUUAAUUAAAUGUGUAAAAAUUGUUUUUACCUUAUUAAUAUUGUCAUGGAAAAAAUGUUUAUAUAAAAUUAAGUUUAAGACUUUCUUAAUGUUAAAAUAAUAUUAACCAAUAUUUGGAAUGGGAAUAUUAUUGUGUUUUCUAUAGUAGCGACUGUAUUAUGGGCACUAAUCUAUCUACAUGUAAUUUAAAUUGUGUACAAUUUCUUAAGCGGGUUUUGUUUGGUUAUAAUAUUUUUAUUAUUAUUGCUUCAAGAUAGUUUUAUUCAAUAAUAUUUAUGAUACACACUGUUACAACUGACGUAAUAUAUUUUUUUUACUUACCUGUAUAUUUAAGAUAAAUAUUAUUGUUGAAAAGAUUAUUCUGUUUAUAUUUUAAUGAUUGACUAAUUUUGAUAUUGUAAGUAUCUAUUAAAAUGAUUUUAUUUGUCAGUUUUUUCUACAAGACGGUCCAUUUAAUUUAAAGGUCUUGUCCAUGUCCAGAUAACUUAGGGAUAGUUCCAUAUUUUGGAUGUGUAUUAUACCACAAUCUAAAUUUACGCUAUUGUGUAUAUUAUUUCUCGAUGUGCAAAAUUAUAGUAAAUGUCUUGGAUCUCUAAAAAUAAGAAAAAAAAAGACAAAAAUACUUUACGAAAUUUCUAAAUGUGCAAUAAAUAUGUGUGUUGUAGUGUUACCAUUAGGCGUAAAAUUUUAGCUAUAAAAGUAUAGUUACCGCUGCACUGAAGAACAAUAAACCAUUAUUGUUCAGUUUUAAUUAGGUAAUGCUUUUAAUAUUACAUUGAUCUCAUCUUUUUAACGGUGACUGUAUUUUUGUAGCGCAUUAAAUAAAUAUUUGGCACUUUAAAAAAAGGCACAUUUCCCUAAUUGUAAUUGAAAAUGGUUUGAAAAGGUGUUGAAAAUGGAUUUGUUGGUAAUUAAUUUCUUGAUGAAAUAUAUUUGUUUUAAUAAUCGAA
Ostrinia nubilalis (European corn borer) is the source of this 9216-nucleotide messenger RNA. RefSeq names its product protein tramtrack, beta isoform-like. The transcript is spliced from 7 exons. Gene Ontology annotation, biological process: regulation of transcription by RNA polymerase II. Gene Ontology annotation, molecular function: protein binding. Lineage: Eukaryota; Metazoa; Arthropoda; Insecta; Lepidoptera; Crambidae. Gene Ontology annotation, cellular component: nucleus. The coding region runs from base 463 to 2889 and encodes 808 amino acids. The record is from RefSeq and is a predicted model, not a curated record.